Molecule: messenger RNA, 1410 nt
Organism: Magnolia sinica
Lineage: Eukaryota; Viridiplantae; Streptophyta; Magnoliopsida; Magnoliales; Magnoliaceae
Product: MDIS1-interacting receptor like kinase 2-like
Exons: 3
Coding region: 1-1410 (469 amino acids)
Biological process (GO): protein phosphorylation
Molecular function (GO): ATP binding; protein kinase activity; protein binding
Source: RefSeq, a predicted model, not a curated record
AUGACUAGUAACCUUCUAACAGGUUCUAUCCCUUCGACUUUAGGAAAUUUGACCAAGAUUACUUUUUUGUCCCUUUAUGAGUGUCAAUUAUCUGGUUACUUGCAUCAAGAAAUGAAAAACAUGACAAAUCUUUCUAAACUCUACUUGAGUGACAACAACUUCUCUGGCUAUUUACCUCAGUUAUGCCAUGGUGGAUCUCUUGAAGCAUUCUCUGUAGUAAACAACCAUUUCACUGGUGAGAUCCCCAGAAGCCUCAGAAACUGCACUAGCUUAACAAGAGUGCGACUCAAUGGCAACCGACUUUUUGCAAAUGUAUCGGAAGCCUUUGGUGUAUAUCCACAUCUUACAUUCAUGGAUGUCAGCAACAACAUUUUGUUUGGGGAACUCUCACCAAACUGGGGUGAAUGCCGAAACUUGACAAAGCUACAAAUCUCUGGGAACAUGAUCACUGGCAGAAUUCCUCCUGAGAUUGGGAAACUUACAGAGCUACGAGUGCUUGGUCUUUCUUCGAACCAUCUAGUAGGAGAGAUUCCAAAGGAAUUUGGGAAGUUGACUUCUUUGCUCAACUUGAAUUUAAAUGAUAACCAACUUUCUGGUCCUCUUCCGAACAACAAAGCCUUUCAGAAGGCUCCUGCAGAGGCAUUCAUAAAAAAUAAAGGCCUAUGUGGUAAAGUGCAAGGUUUGCGACCUUACAAUGCCUCUUCAAUACGUCAUGGUGAUGUGGGGAAAGGCCAUAGAGUUGUGAUCCUCAUUAUUCUUACUCUCUUAGUGGCCUUAAGAAAUAUGGAGAAUGUGGUUCUUGAAAGGAGCAUCGGAAAUCCAUUUGCAAUAUGGAAUUAUGAUGGGAUUGUUGUGUUCAAAGACAUCGUGGAGGCAACAGAGGGUUUUGACGACAAAUACUGCAUUGGAACUGGAGGAUAUGGAAAAGUUUACAAAGCAAAUCUACCAACUGGCCAAGUAGUAGCUGUGAAGAAACUUCACCCACUUGAAGGUGGUGAUCAAUCUGAUCAAAGAAGUUUUAGAAAUGAGAUACGAACAUUAACAGAAGUCCACCAUCGCAAUAUUGUGAAGAUUUAUGGCUUCUGUUACCAUGCUCGAUGCUCAUUUCUAGUGUAUGAGUAUAUGAAAAAGGGAAGCUUGGCAAGUAUCCUAAGCAAUGAUAAAGGAGCUGCACAGUUGGAUUGGACUCUAAGAGUGAAGGUUAUUAAAGGUGUGGCCAAUGCUCUAUCUUAUAUGCACCAUGAUUGUACCCUGCCCAUUGUCCAUCGAGACCUAUCAAGCAACAAUGUUAUGUUGAAUUUGAAACUUGAGGCUAGUGUCUCUGAUUUUGGCACUGCACGAUUACUGAUACCCGAUUCAUCUAAUUGGACCAUGCUCACAGGCACUUAUGGGUACAUCGCUCCUAGUUAG